Molecule: messenger RNA, 3394 nt
Organism: Drosophila ficusphila
Lineage: Eukaryota; Metazoa; Arthropoda; Insecta; Diptera; Drosophilidae
Exons: 6
Coding region: 584-2431 (615 amino acids)
Biological process (GO): immune response; protein polyubiquitination; antigen processing and presentation of peptide antigen via MHC class II
Cellular component (GO): cytoplasm; lysosome; early endosome membrane
Molecular function (GO): ubiquitin protein ligase activity; zinc ion binding; MHC protein binding
Source: RefSeq, a predicted model, not a curated record
UCAACUGCCAACCCACAGUCACACUGGUCGCGUCGUUGGAGAAAUCGUGAAAGGAUAUGUCUCCGUGUUUAGUUAAUAAAAAUACAUAAAAAAAUAUGUGCAAUUCUUAAAAGUUUAGAAUAGCAGCGUAGAGUAGUUAAUCAGUCGAGUGCUAGGUAAAAUAAUAAAAUUGUACAACGUUCGUGAAACCGUUCUGCGCGCAUAAGCAGAAAAAUAUAUAAUAAUAGACCUACCAACACACAAACAAACUCACGCAGAGAAGUUCGUUGUCGUCGAAAGGAAAAAAUAACGAAAAGAAAGGAAAAUAAAAGUGCAAUAGAUUCGGUUUACAUUGUGCAAAAAAUCGAAGUAGCCCCUGCCAACAGGGUCGCUAAAAAUAAAGACGGGCGACAGCCUCUGUUUAUCGUUGGAAAUAAACAAAUAACCAGCGGAGAAUCAUAACAAAAGCGCAAGACUAACCAGCAAAAAAAGACAAAGGGACCCCCCUUUUUGGGGUUGAAACCCCUCUUUAGAAAGCCGACCAGGAUCGCCACGACUAUGAGAUACCGUGCAGUCUAGUUUACAGAGAAGACUUACGAACAAAAUGCCUUGCGACAACGCCAAAACCUCUUCGGAUAUCGAGCAUGUGGAUUGGAAUUCCGGCCAGCACUAUGCAAAUGUCAGAUUCGGUUCCGGGAGCAGCCAGGCCUCGCAGAACAGCGGUGAUAUUUGCCGCAUCUGCCACUGCGAGAGUGAUCCGCAGAACCCGCUGCUGACGCCGUGCUACUGCUCCGGAAGCCUGAAGUACGUGCACCAGGCCUGCCUGCAGCAAUGGCUCACCGCCUCCGAGACGAAUUCCUGCGAGCUCUGCAAGUUCCCCUUCAUCAUGCACACCAAGAUUAAGCCCUUCAACGAGUGGCGCAGCCUUGACAUCUCCGGCAUUGAAAGGCGGCGGCUGUGCUGCUCCGUCCUGUUCCAUUGUGCCGCCGCCCUGUGCGUCAUCUGGUCGCUGUGUGUGCUCAUCGAGCGGGCCGCCGACGAUGUCCAACGUGGCCUAAUAGAUUGGCCCUUCUGGACGAAGCUGGCCGUUGUCACCGUGGGCUUGACCGGCGGAAUUGUCUUCAUGUACAUCCAGUGCAAGGCGUAUCUGCAUCUCUGCCACCGCUGGAAGGCACGCAACAGAAUUCUGCUUAUUCAGAAUGCCCCGGAGAAGAUCCACCCGUUGGCGCCUCCAUCCCCAGUAGCCGCCCAUCAUCAGCACUUCAGUGAGCCGCUGGCUCAUGCCGGACCGGCCAGCGGAGCGGUGGAGAUCAAUGCCAGCGGAGCGGCCGGCGGUCAUUGUGCCCACGAAGCGAGCUGUGCGUCAAUGGAGAACGGAGGCGGUGGUCCUGGCCUGGGUCUGCACCAGCAAAUGCAGCGCCUUCUUAAUGCCUCACCACACCAUAUGCUUCAACUGGCCGCGGAACUGGAGGUGCCCCACAGCAGUAGCAGUGCCUGCACGCAAACGGAGGACGGCCAUGGCCACCAGCGGCACCAACAGAUGCAGCCGGGCGGUCAGCAGUUGGGCCAAGUGGCGGUGGCCGCCAACAUUGAGUGCUCGCAGUCGCAGCACAAUUACGAUCGCGACUGGGCGCUCGAUGACGUCGUCUCACAGAUCUCCUCAUUCCGGCCCUGUCCCCAGGGAUCGGGCAGCAUGACGCCCUUCCACGACUCCAUACACAAUGUGCUGGAGCACUCGGAGGGCUCAAGUCGCGGCUCGGCCACGGAUCUGUGUGCCGGUUCACGUCAAGAUCUCAGUGCCAGCGGCAUCUCCACGGACACUGGCCGCGAACAUGCCCUCCAGCUCAGCAGCUUCAGUGGCAGUGGCGAGCACAAGGCGCCCUCGAUCAGCUCCGGAGUGUCGCAUGCGGUGGCCAAUGGCCUUGGUGGCUUCGUUUACAAGCCGCACCAGACAAAGCGCUACUCCAAUUCGUCCAUCUUUCUGGAGAACCGCGAUGUGCUGAGCGAUCAGACCAGCGUGGGUCCGGAUACUGCCGUUCAUCCUUAUGACUACAGCACGCCGCCAAAGAUCGACUAUCGUCAUUCGGGCAUGAUGAGUGUGGACUUGCCCAUUGGUUGUUGCACCACCGAUUGUUUGGUUGGUCAGCAGGCGAAGGAGGAGCUUCGGCGCUACUCUGAUCCCAAGUUAAAGCCCGGCGAGGCGGACACCGUACUGGAUAUCGAUCUGCCCACAUCGCCACUAUCGCCACCUGCCGCUUAUGCCAGCCAGCAGAAGCAGAGGGAAUCGCGCCAGCAUCCGCAUCCGCUGGUCAUCUCCUCAUCUUUUGAUCGGGGUGUGGAUGGAGUGAGCAGCAGCAGGAGCAGCAGAGACGUCCAGAUGGAUCGUACGCGGCUCAGUUUCAAGUCGUUGCCAAAUCUCAGCAGUAGCUGCGAAAGUUUGCUCCAAAAGUGAGGGACAUACCCCGCUCAACUGAUCUGAUGUGAUCCCCCAUUAUCUGCGCGCUCUCUAUCCCCCAAAAUGAAACCCUCUGCUCUCAAGUAUUCACCGCUGGUCGAAGGAGACCCCGAGAUCCACAUAGAAUGUAAAACAAACGAAAUACUAUUUUUUAUACCGCACACCAAGGGGCUUCAAAAGCCAGAUCGUGGCCAGCGGCCCAGCAAUCCCAAUGUUCUCCUCUCUAUAUAGCAAAGCCCAUUAACAAUUUGAGACUGCAAUGAUUAAAACAAAACACAAAAGCAAAAACUUAAGGAAAGAGAAUAUUGUAAAGUUUAGAACCAGAUCGUCUGCGUAUCUAGAUUUAGUCGCUGAAUCGAUGUAUAAUUUAUCCUGUAUUCGUUUACUGCUAUUAUCCAACAUCUGAUCAUGUCCACUCUGAUGUAUGUCCACCAAGUUGUCCAAGCCAAAAAGCCCAGAAACCAACCAGAGACAGUAAUUAUUUAGUCCAUGUGUAGAAAGUGUGUUUUGUUUCUUAACUUCUAAGUCAAAUGAAAUUUAAAAAAAAAUUGAUCUGUGAUUAAGCGUCAUUGAAUAUACAUACAUAACAUGCAUAAAUGCAAGCAAAAACAUAUUGACAGCAGCCGCAGCAGUAGAAAAUGCCGAUAAAAAUCAUUUUUACUUAACAUCAACUAAGAUAAAACCAACAACCACAAGAACAUGACAACCACUAAAAGCUUUUUCGCGGUUAACAGCGAAAGCUCCACGGAGCCGAGAAUUAGAGAUACAUCCGUAUCUCGAAACCCUGCUGAGAAAUAUGAUUAGAAUCCGUUUUAGAUAUAGACAUAGCAUUAACAGUAAAUACUUAUGAUCGCUACAAGUUACGAACAUAAAAACCAAUAAGAAACAAAAACGGGCAACUAAAUUUUUUAUUAUGUAUUAAAUAUUUAAAUAAAUAUGUGCAAACAUUUGAUUAAAUUA